Molecule: messenger RNA, 2320 nt
Organism: Dendrobium catenatum
Lineage: Eukaryota; Viridiplantae; Streptophyta; Magnoliopsida; Asparagales; Orchidaceae
Product: protein PLASTID TRANSCRIPTIONALLY ACTIVE 12, chloroplastic
Exons: 11
Coding region: 315-2015 (566 amino acids)
Biological process (GO): positive regulation of DNA-templated transcription; plastid transcription; response to light stimulus
Cellular component (GO): chloroplast; nucleus
Source: RefSeq, a predicted model, not a curated record
UUGCUAUAUCGACUGUGCUGCAAUUUUGGUGCGCUGCCGAGGUUUUCAGAGCUGCAAACGAUAAACCCCCAAGCUCCAAUUCUCCUCCUUCUAAACCCUAAUGGGAGAGUGGUAACAAGUCACCCUUUCUUAUUAGGUUCAAUGUUUUCUUCUUUCUAAUUUUUUUUUCAUGUUAUGUGGAACUUGACCUGGUAAUUCUGAUGAAGUAGCUCGUUCUCUUGAUUUCCAUCACUGAGUUCUCUUGAAUGAAGGGCGAUCGAAGUUUUUAAUACUGACAUUCUUUAAUAACUUCGACGAGGGAGGGAGGCAAGGCGAUGUCAGCUUUAUCAAAUAUAUGGUUCUUUCGAGAUGGAUCCAGGCAAACAAUGGGAUCUUCUCGUGAAAUUGUUACUGGAAAAUCAUUGCCUCAAAUGUUUCAGAGACAAUUUUGUGGAGAAUUCAAAUCAGGCAAGGUGCUAAUUCUUAUUAAGUGGAAGGGAUCCUACCAGACAAAAGCUGAAAAUUUUUCUUUAAUAAAGUGCGCUAGAAAGGAUGGGAAGUUUGAUCCUUCAUCAAUUGAACCACCCCCGUACCAUGUUUAUAUGGAUUCAACUUCUGGACAGCUUGAACCAGCUUCAGGUGCUAGAGCAAGUAUACCGGGAAAAGAAUACUGGCCUGAGGGAACGGCCGACCGUGUGAGGGCUGCUAGGUCUCGUGAACCAGUUGGCCAAUCAUCAGGUAAGCCUUCUUAUGGCAAGAAUCCUGGAAGCCGGAGGAGGAAGCACAUGACCCAAGCUGCUGCUUCAGAGAUCCAAAAAAUUAGUGCAAAUGAUGGGAGUGUUCUAGAUAGCAUGGAUGAUUCAGAUAAGAAGAAUAAUCUUGAUGACAAUGUUAAUCUCGAUAAUAGUAGUGAUCGACAUGUCGUUGGAACCUCAAGUUCAUCUGGUACCUUGAAUGAACUUAAAGAACCAUCCAAUGAAUAUGUUGUUUAUAAGACUGAGGAAGAAAAUGAGAAUCUUAGUCCAUAUGAGUUGGACAAAAAAAUGGGGCGCCCACAUGCCUUUAUUGAUCCAUCAAUGGUUCAUCCACCUGAAGAACCACAAUCAAGUGAAAAUCUUUGGUGGAACUGGAGGAAGCCUGAAGAAGGGCAAUGGUCUAGGUGGCAAAGGAGGCGUCCAGAUGUUGAUACGGUCUUUGCGAAGGCAAUGGCAGAAACAGGUCAAAUAAAGCUAUAUGGAGAUCAUCCAACUGUAACUGAAGCUACGCUUGCAAGGGCACGAAAGCAUAUAUUUAAAGAGGAAAGGCUUCGGGAGGAACAGAGGAGAUUGGAGGAUAUAGGACCAAUAGCAUAUUAUUCAGAAUGGGUAAAAGCAUGGACUAAGGACACUUCACGAAAGGCUGUGCAGAAACAUUAUGAAGAAACUGGUGAGGAUGAGAAUACCCAGCUGAUCACAAUGUUCCAGCACCAAACUGCAGAAGAAUACCGUAUCAUGAUGGGCACUGAUGUUCGUAUUCAACGAGAUCCGCUAGCAAUGCGGAUGCGUGAAGAGCUAAUCAAAGAGAUAUGGGGUGGCGAUCCAGUUUAUCCAACUAUCAACUAUGUUCAAGAUCCUGAUGAAGUAAUUGAUUACAGAGGUCCGAAUUUCCAUGAGCCUACACCUGACGUACUGGCUUACCUUAUGGAGCAAGGAAAAAUCAUAUCAAGGGAAGAACUUCAGGAAAUUUUAGAUAAAGAAAAGAAGCAAGAAUUUGAGGUCACUGAUAUGGAUGAAGCCAUGGCAAGUGCAGUUGACAUUGGAGAGAAUGAUGAUGAAGAAGAUAGUGAGGAUGAUGAAGUUGAAACCAAUGAAGCUGAAGAAGAUGUAGAAGUAGUUGAGGAAAAAAUCACCCGCAAUUGGAGUGUUCUUAAAACAACACCUCAGCCUAGCAAAUCAAAGGAAAAACCUAGAAAGAAAAGUCCAAUGUCACUGGAAGAGGCGAUUGAUGAUUCAGAAAACCUAACAGACUUCCUCAUGGACUUCGAUGAGGAUGAGUGAUGGAUUCAGGUUUUAUUGAAAAAGGUAAAGCGAAUGUGGAGACCAAUUAGGCAAGGGUUAGAUUUAUAUUGACUGUUGUUACAGAAAAAGAUAAAGAGAAUGUGGAGAUUGAUUAGGCAAGAGUUAGAAACUUUAGGUUUUAUGUUUAGAAGUGUUUGUGAUAUUUUUUUUAUAAGGUAUGUAAGCAGUUUAACUAUGAUGAAACAUUAUGAUUUUCUUAGUAGCUCUGUAAGUAUUGUUGUGAUGUAAUUGAAAUUAUUAGAUGCUUCCAUUUAUUCAGUAAAUAUAAUUGCCAUUAGAUGUUU